AUGCUGCUCAUUGGUCUGACCGGAUCCAUUGCCACCGGCAAAUCAACUGUUUCGUCGCUCCUGAAAGCGGAACCAUAUCGGCUCCCGGUCGUCGACGCCGACGUCUUGGCCCGCAAAGUCGUCGAACCCGGCACAAACGGGUACCGCGCCGUCCUCGAGCACUUUGCAGCAACCACGCCGGACCUCCUCGUCCAGCCGUCCGACUCCAUGCCCGCAAACGGCCCCGACGGCAAGGGAAGACCGCUGAACCGCCCCGCCUUGGGCAGGCGCGUCUUCGGCGACAGCGAGGAGCGCCGCAGAGACCGCGCCGUGCUGAACGGCAUAGUUCACCCCGCCGUCCGCAAGGAGAUGCUCAAAGAGAUCCUGGGCUGCUACCUGAGAGGGCACUGGGCCGUCGUUGUCGAUGUUCCGCUCCUGUUUGAGAGCGGGCUGGAUCGCUUCUGCGGCCUGACCAUGGUCGUCGCGGUGCGCGAGCCGGAAACCCAGAUGAAGCGACUCAUGGGGAGGGACGCCCAUCUUAGCAGGCAGGAUGCGGAAAACAGAGUCCGAAGCCAGACCGACGUGCGCAUCAAGGCGCAACGGUGUCUCGAGCGAGGGGACGGGAAAGGCGUGGUUUUGUGGAACGACGGGCCCAAGGAGGAUCUGGCGGUCCAGCUGGACGAUGCAGUGAAGCAGAUGAGGGCUCGAAGCCCCGAAUGGUGGUCCUGGGUGCUUCUGGGCUGCCCGCCACUGGCGUUGAUGGUGUCGGCCUGGAGGCUCUGGCAAAACAUGGCCAUCAACAGACGGUGGGAGGAGUCACAGACGGACGCCAAGGCAAAGCUGUAA
Messenger RNA from Ustilaginoidea virens, 825 nucleotides. RefSeq lists its product as uncharacterized. The record is from RefSeq and is a predicted model, not a curated record. Gene Ontology annotation, molecular function: dephospho-CoA kinase activity; ATP binding. The transcript has a single exon. The coding region runs from base 1 to 825 and encodes 274 amino acids. Lineage: Eukaryota; Fungi; Ascomycota; Sordariomycetes; Hypocreales; Clavicipitaceae. Gene Ontology annotation, biological process: coenzyme A biosynthetic process.